This is a messenger RNA of Penicillium canescens, 2118 nucleotides long. RefSeq lists its product as uncharacterized. Gene Ontology annotation, cellular component: chromatin. Bases 1 to 2118 code for a protein of 705 amino acids. The record is from RefSeq and is a predicted model, not a curated record. NCBI's taxonomy places the organism in Eukaryota, Fungi, Ascomycota, Eurotiomycetes, Eurotiales, Aspergillaceae. Gene Ontology annotation, molecular function: RNA polymerase II cis-regulatory region sequence-specific DNA binding; DNA-binding transcription factor activity, RNA polymerase II-specific; zinc ion binding. Gene Ontology annotation, biological process: regulation of transcription by RNA polymerase II; DNA-templated transcription. The transcript is spliced from 3 exons.
AUGACAAGAGAAAGAAUGAGUGCUGUACACAAACGGACCUGCCAGUCUUGUAACAAGACCUUCUCCAAGGCGGAGCAUCUCACGCGCCAUCUUCGCAGCCACACCAAAGAACGCCCCUACACCUGUUCGAUCUGCCGAAAGCUGUAUUCGCGUAGUGAUGUGCUGCGACGACAUGAGAAGAGCCAUCGACAUGCCUCGGUCUCGACGCCAGAGCACCCGGUCCCGGAAACUACGAUGGUCACCCCUCUAUCCCAGGAAACACACAACGCCCCGCCGUUGAUCCUAGACUGCUCCGCCAACAUGUCUGGAAUAUCUAGCCAUUCUCUCGGUGUGGAUGAGCUCCCGUCGAUAGAUCCCCAGUCACUCCACGACCCCGUCCUCACUAUCGAUCCAAGCUCUUGGUUGCUGGGGACUGAGUUGGACGUGGAUGCAUUGGACUUUACAUUAUCAUCGGCUGUAUCAGAGUGGGCGCAGCUACCUCCGCGCCCUCUCUCAGCGGGUACGGGCGAUGUGUACCCCUUUGGGGCAAUACCGACAGAUCCUCAACAGCAACCGGCCGACCACGUAAGGCAAAAAUGGUUCAGUCGGCUAACCGUCGAGGAAGGCGCGUGGAACUUGCAGUCAGCAUUUACCAACCGCGGGAGCUCCUUGGGCCAGGGAAUCGUCGCGGCUGACGAGAAUUACCGGGCAGGCCUGUCACAAAGGCUCCAGCCUCGCAUGCACUAUGAGAAUCUCCCACCGUCUGACCAACUAAACCUUUUCGCGAACCUCUUCUUCCGCCGCUUCAACUCCCUCCUGCCUAUCGUGCAUUUGCCCUCGUUCAGACCCACCCCGGAGAACUCUUUACUUUUCAUCUCGAUUUGCUCGGUCGGCAGCCUGUUCGUGGGAUCCGCCUCUGCUGUUGCGCAAGGGGUCCGUCUAUUCGAGAGAUUGAACAAAGCGAUUCUGGCAUCCUGGGAGGCAAUCUUGUCAAAUAGCCCCUCUGAUGCCUUGUCAAUGGUACAGGCUGCCGUUCUUGGUCAGACGUUUGCGAUUCUAUCGGGGCGUCCUAAAUCCCUCGUUCUGGCAGACGUGCUACAUGGAACAGCAAUGGCGUGGGCCCGGGAGUCUGCAAAAACCGCGCUUCCAGUACCGUGUGAUCUUCAGAACUUGGACCCAACCAGAGUCGAUCUGAACGGGCAGUGGAGUCGGUGGAUUGAUCAUGAACAGCGAGGGCGGGUAGAGAUUGCCUUUAAUAUCCACGAUGCGGAGCUCGCCAGUCUGUUGCACCACGAGCCUCUCCGUAAACAUCGAUUCAGCCAGUAUCCACGUGUAGCUUCUGACGCAUUGUUCACCGCAUCGACUGCGUCCCGAUGGGCAGAGCUCUACAAGAAAACGCCAACCCAAUACUUAUCACUUGCUAUUCCGGAGGACCCGCUCCAGACAGCCGUCGCACACUCCAAGUUCUCAGCAUAUGGAGUCCUGGAAAGUAUAAAUGCACAUGCAAUUGAGUCUCGGCGGUCAAAUGUUUUCGAUGAGCAUGAAUCUAGACGAUUGUCAAGCAUGCUCAUGCGGUGGUGGAGAAUCUACACCAACCACUUUCCCGUAGAUUCCGAGGACGACCCUUUUAGUUUACCGGUUCUGUGGCACUCGGUUUUCAUUGGCAUCUAUGCUGAUAUAGACCUGCUGGAGCAGGCCAUCGGCCGUGAUGGCCAGGAAGUUGCUAGCUCCAGCGCGUCUCUUAUCCGUUCAUGGGCUAGCUCCCUGGAUGCGAGUAGGUGCUUGGUACAUGCACUACUAAUCCAGCAAAACCUUGAACGAAUGCGCGUGUCAUCAGAGCCUUCAAUCCACGUACCUCGUGCUCUUUUCAGCGCAGCUCUGGCGUGGUUCUGUUUUACUCGCGUUGGCGGUCGGCAUGCGAUUGACACCAACGCAUUUGACGCGCCCGAGAUCCAACUAGUAGGGAGUUUUGCAGGCCACCAUAACCAUCAGGGUCGAGAUUUGAGCGACGCUACUUUCGCCAACGUCAGCCACUUGCACCGUGUGAUUGAUCUCCUGAACCGAUUUAACCGAUGGGGCAUUUCGCAAACGUUUGCCUCGGUUUUGUGUGCGGCUUUGGAAAAUAAGCAGAGUUCAUGA